Penicillium brevicompactum is the source of this 1257-nucleotide messenger RNA. RefSeq names its product NADH:flavin oxidoreductase/NADH oxidase. Lineage: Eukaryota; Fungi; Ascomycota; Eurotiomycetes; Eurotiales; Aspergillaceae. The coding region runs from base 1 to 1257 and encodes 418 amino acids. Gene Ontology annotation, cellular component: intracellular anatomical structure. Gene Ontology annotation, molecular function: NADPH dehydrogenase activity; NADP binding; FMN binding. The transcript is spliced from 2 exons. The record is from RefSeq and is a predicted model, not a curated record.
AUGACUUGGCCCGACGUCUCCGUUAAGCCCGCCGAGGGCAUCUCAUACUUCACCCCUGCCCAAAGUCCCCCGGCAGGCACUGCCCGUGACCCCCAAACAAGUGGAAAGCCCAUUCCCAAGCUAUUCAAGCCUUUCACCGUUCGUGGUGUGACAUUCCAAAACCGACUCGGAUUGGCCCCCAUGUGCCAGUACAGUGCUGAGGAUGGACACAUGACCGCCUGGCACAUUGCCCACUACGGUGCGAUCGCUCAGCGCGGCCCCGGAAACAUGAUUAUUGAAGCCACCGGUGUUGUGCCUGAGGGCCGCAUCACCCCCGGCUGUGUUGGUCUCUGGAAAGACUCUCAGAUCGCCCCUCUGAAGCAGGUCGUUGAGUUCGCCCACAGCCAGGGCCAGAAGAUCGGUAUCCAGCUCGCUCACGCUGGUCGCAAGGCUUCCACCGUUGCUCCUUGGCUCGGUGGUGUUGUCGCCAACAACAACGUUGGUGGCUGGACCGAUAACGUCAAGGCCCCCAGUGCCAUUCCCUUCGCUGAGGGUGACCCUAUGCCCAUUGCUAUGACCCAGGAUGACAUCGUUGAGGUCAAGGCCGCCUGGGUUGCUGCUGUCAAGCGUGCUAUGGCUGCCGGUUGCGAUUUCAUCGAGAUUCACAAUGCCCACGGUUACCUUCUGUCCUCAUUCCUCAGCCCCUCCUCCAACCAGCGUACCGACAACUACGGUGGCAGCUUCGAGAACCGUAUUCGUCUUUCUCUCGAGAUCGCUCAGUUGACUCGCGAGGCUGUUGGUGAUAAUGUUCCCGUCUUCCUCCGCGUGUCUGCUACCGACUGGGUGGAGAGCGAGAAGGGCUGGAAGCUCGAGGAUACCAUUAAGUUUGCCGAGGCCCUCGCCGCACAGGGCUGUAUCGAUCUGAUCGAUAUCAGUACCGGUGGUGUGCACCCCGCCCAGAAGAUCACCUCCGGUGCCGGAUUCCAGGUUCCUUUCGCCGCCGCAGUCAAGAAGGCUGUUGGUGAUAAGAUGUUGGUCGCCGCUGUCGGAAUGAUCAACAACGGUAACCUGGCUGAUAAGAUCCUCAACGAGGAUGAUCUUGAUGUCAUUCUUGUUGGUCGUGCUUUCCAGCGUGAUACUGGUCUUGCUUGGCAAUUCGCGAAGGAUUUGGAUGUCGAGAUUGCUAUGGCCGGACAGAUUCGCUGGGGUUUCACUAGCUUCCGCAAUGCCUCGGAGUACAUUCAGCCCAACUCCAUGAAGGCUUCCAUUUUCGAUUAG